Rosa rugosa (rugosa rose) is the source of this 1149-nucleotide messenger RNA. RefSeq lists its product as uncharacterized. The coding region runs from base 271 to 786 and encodes 171 amino acids. Gene Ontology annotation, biological process: proteolysis. The record is from RefSeq and is a predicted model, not a curated record. Gene Ontology annotation, molecular function: cysteine-type peptidase activity. The transcript is spliced from 7 exons. Lineage: Eukaryota; Viridiplantae; Streptophyta; Magnoliopsida; Rosales; Rosaceae.
CAGCCAAUCUCUCCCUCGCACGCUCGAUCUCACUCUCAUGAACCUCAGUCCCUCAAUCCACCCUCAAUCCCUUUCACCCUCUCAAGCUCACACACACUCUCAUCCUCCUGCGAUUCCGGCAAAGCAAGUUUGGGUAUGGAAGUUUUGGGUAUAGAAGUUUGGGUAAAGUAAGUUUGCAAAGCAUAGACAUCCUCAAGUUUGGUUCGAUUUCUGGUUCGAUUUCGAAUUCUUCAAGCUUGCUACCUUCAUGAAGUCUUGAAGAAGUGUAGGAUGGUGGAUAUGGUUGCCUUUGUCGAUCCUGAUCAGACUGGUACAGUUGGGUGUGGAAAUCCCACUGAAAGGGCUCGGUCUUUGUCAGAUCGCUAUAGGCAAGGGAGGUUAGGGCAAAUCUUUGUGGUUCCAUAUAACUCAGGUGCUCAUUGGAUGUUGACGAUUGUGAACCCAAAUGAAGAAGUCGUGCACUUCAAGGAUCCACUUAAAAGGCGACUCGAUACUGGGGAAUGGAAAUCUAUUGUCAACAACUCCAUUAAAAUCUAUAAUGCUCACAAGAAUCGGAAAGGAAGGAAAGUAAUUCAAUGGAAGAAUCUUGCUGGUAUUCCGGAGCAAAAAAAUGACAAGACUUGUGGAUAUUUCAUUAUGCGUUACAUGAAAGAAAUUGUGGAGGACAAGAACUUGGAUUUUAGUAUGAAGUGGGGAACGAGGUCAAAUUUGGUUUACACAGUCAAUGAUAUUGAUGAGAUCCGAGCGGAAUGGGCUGAGCAUGUUUUGAAGUUCCCAGAAAAUUAAGUAUCAGCCUAUAUAUAUGCUUCUGUUUCUGGUAGGUUAUGAGCAGUAGUAGUGUCUAGGAACUGCUUUUGUGCAUUUUGACAGAACUGCCUAUAUAUAUGCUUUUGUUUCUGGUAGGUUAUGAGCAGUAGUAGUGGCUAGGAACUGCUUUUGUGCAUUUUGACAGAACUGAUGGAAAGUGUUGAACAAAUGCAUGCAGUUGCUGUAACUACUCUAUGGAUGCUACUAGGUUUUUGUCUUAGUUAGAUUAAGAUCCGUGCAACAAUGGCAGUCAUUAAAAUCAUUUAAUGUAAAGGCUAGCAUGCUAGCUAGUUUAGUAUUAUGCUACUGAUGGGAAUGUAUUUUGGUGGGUUGAUUUAUGCA